Parathielavia appendiculata is the source of this 668-nucleotide messenger RNA. Its product is annotated as histone-fold-containing protein. The transcript has 4 exons. Bases 1 to 369 code for a protein of 122 amino acids. Gene Ontology annotation, cellular component: nucleosome. Lineage: Eukaryota; Fungi; Ascomycota; Sordariomycetes; Sordariales; Chaetomiaceae. Gene Ontology annotation, molecular function: protein heterodimerization activity; structural constituent of chromatin; DNA binding. Gene Ontology annotation, biological process: nucleosome assembly. The record is from RefSeq and is a predicted model, not a curated record.
AUGCUGUGGGCUUCGUGCAUUUAUCCUUACCAUUUCGUCAUCGUCAUCAUCGCCGGCGAUGCAUCCAGCGGCAAGGGCGGCAAGGGCCUCGGCAAGGGCGGGGCCAAGCGCCACCGCAAGAUUCUGCGCGACAACAUCCAGGGCAUCACCAAGCCUGCUAUUCGCCGUCUGGCCCGCCGUGGCGGUGUCAAGCGUAUAUCUGCCAUGAUCUACGAGGAAACCCGUGGCGUCCUCAAGUCGUUCCUUGAGAGCGUCAUCCGCGACGCCGUCACCUACACUGAGCACGCCAAGCGCAAGACGGUCACCUCGCUUGACGUGGUCUAUGCCCUCAAGCGCCAGGGCCGCACCCUCUACGGCUUCGGUGGUUAAGCGAAACCUCGCGACGGCGCAGGGGUUGGCGAUCGGGUGUAUGGUUAUGGCAUGAUCGGAUGCAUAUUUUCCGCGGUUGUUUUUCACGUAUGGCGUUGGGAUGGGGUAUCAGGGCAAACUAUGACACGGUCGAUGGGAAUGACCACGGCGUCUUGGAAGGCGAGUAAAGCCGAUGAAAUGCAUUGAUUUUGAUCAUCACUUGCUGUUGCCUGCGCUGUGACUGGACCAUAUGUGAUGGUGUCCAUGCUUUUAUAAGCUGCUUCCCUGGUAUCUACAAAUAUUUCCUUCCAGCCGCCGCA